Messenger RNA from Eriocheir sinensis (Chinese mitten crab), 6994 nucleotides. Its product is annotated as SWI/SNF-related matrix-associated actin-dependent regulator of chromatin subfamily A containing DEAD/H box 1 homolog. NCBI's taxonomy places the organism in Eukaryota, Metazoa, Arthropoda, Malacostraca, Decapoda, Varunidae. Gene Ontology annotation, molecular function: DNA binding; ATP binding; chromatin binding. The coding region runs from base 248 to 3685 and encodes 1145 amino acids. Gene Ontology annotation, cellular component: nucleus. The transcript is spliced from 23 exons. The record is from RefSeq and is a predicted model, not a curated record.
AUGCUGAGAGUGUGUGUGUGUGUGUGUGCGCCAGGCGGGAACGCGGCCUGAGCAGCUCUGUGCGUGUGUUGCUGUGCCGUCCCCUCCACAGCCCCGCCAGGCCCGCCGCACAGCACACCCGGCACACAGGCACACCUCCCCCCGGCCCUGCACCCGUGGCUCAAGGAAGGCCCUCCAGCACCUUUCCCCCGGGUCACACAGGUGUUCCCCGUGUGUGCUCCUCCGGGCGUGUUGAGCUGAGUGAGUCAUGGAUGAAGGAGGGGCAAAUGGCAGCCCGGGCACAGACACCUUGAGCAGCUCUGGCACACCCAGCACCAAUGGCUCGGAGAAGAAGGCGUCGCUGGGGGGACUACGGAACUUUCGGAAGGGAAAAGGACAAAUUUCUCUUCUGCGGUAUUUUCGCAAUGACAAGAAAGAGUCGGAGGAAGCCAAGAACUCCCAGACACCUCCAUCGUCCAGCUGCGUCAGUGAUGUGGACUCCGACCGUUCAAGAAGUCCAGUCUUAAACUCCUUCUCCAAGGUCAAGUCCCUAAACACAUCCUCCUCAACACUCCACAGCCCAAAGGACGAUUCAAACACCUCAUUAUCGGGCAAGGAUGAAAAGUUAAGUCCUAUAUUUAAGAGGAAAUCAAGCACUGAAAGCCCGGCUGAUGUCAACACAGCAGGCGGCGAGAGUGCGUCGCCCAGCGCCCCGCAGAGCACGGUGACGACGGUGAUACAGAAACCCUCGAGCACUGUGUCCGUGCGCUCGCUUUCCAAUCCCCUGUUCGUUGGUGCCCCCAGUCCAGAGGCCAAGGAGGAGGAGACUCCCAAUGAGGCGGAACCUGAUGAGUCCUCCUCGGAGAGUCCAUUGGGCGGCAUGUCCAUGAAGACGCUGAUCAACAAGACUUCCCCGACCAAGAGGACACUCGCCUCCCCGGACCUGGAUGAUAGCCAGGACAGCCCCCUCUUUAGGAUGAAGGUGGUGAAGCGUCCCAGGCUCUUGGCGUCCAGCGAUGAAGAGGAUGGACCUGAGAGCAAGAGGCCACACGUCAAUGGCCACAGAAGCCCUCCAGAGGAGUCUUCCAAGAAGCCAGACGAUGAUACCAUUGAGAAGUUCCUCGACAUGUGGGCGAUGGUGUAUCCCUUCGUGGAGAAAAUGGAGUGUCUCGAUGUGUACAGGGCCAAGGACUGGGAUGCCAAGGACACCAUGCAGGAGUUGGGCAGACUCAGCAAGGAGAGGCGGGAGGAGGCACGCGCCCAGAAGGUGGAGGAGGAAAAUCAGCGGAGGAAGUUGGCAGCAGAGAAAAAGGAAGAACAAAAGAAACAAAAAGCCACCGAGAAGGAGAUGGAGUCCAUAGUUAGAAAUGCAAUGAAAGUCAAACUGAAGGCUAAGCAAGAUGUUUGGAAAGCCAAGUCAGCCAACAAGGACAUGGAACAAGAUAUGGAUGAUGAGGGGGAGGACUACCAGGUGACUGGAAACAGAGUGUAUGAUAGUGAUGAAGACUCGGAGGGUGAGGAGAGCCCAGUGGUGACUGGCGACCGGCUGCUGGUGCUUCAGUUCUUCAAUGAGGCUUCAGUGGGGGAGUUGGCGGCCAUCGGCGGCUGCUCCAAGAAGAAGGCGGAAGUGGUGGUGCAGCUGCGGCCCUUCACUGACUGGGCUGACAUUGUUUACAAAUUUCAAACAGAGAAGUACGUCAGCACUGAUCUCCUCAAUGAAGCCAAGACUGUGUUGCAUGUCAGAAGCAGCGUCCAGAAGCUGAUGAAGAGGUGUGAGAAUAUUGCCAAGGAGAUGCAGAGUAUAGUGUCCAGGAUAGUGAAUGGCGAGGAGGACGCUGGCAUCAGCAAGCAGCCAGAGUUACUCAACCCCUCGCUGCAGCUGAAGGGCUACCAGUUGAUAGGCCUGAACUGGCUGGUUCUGAUGCAUGAACAGGGGCUGAAUGGAGUGCUGGCUGACGAGAUGGGGCUCGGCAAGACUGUGCAGGCCAUAUCCUUCCUGGCCUACAUCAAGGAGGCGGAGGACCCGGAGAAGCAGAGCCUCAUCGUUGUCCCGUCCUCCACACUGGACAACUGGGCCCGUGAGCUGGAGACGUGGUGCCCAUCGCUGGAGGUGCUGCACUACCAUGGCUCACAGGAGGAGCGGCGGAACAUUCGCUGCAGCAUCAUGAACGGCUCGCUGGAGGCGGAGCCCGACGUCAUCCUUACCACAUACAACAUGGUGACCACCAGCACUGAGGACAGGGCUCUCUUCAAGAAGCUAAGAUUCCACACCAUCAUUCUAGACGAGGCUCACAUGCUGAAAAACAUGGCUUCCCAGCGAUAUGAAAACCUGAUGAAGAUUAAGGCUUACCGUCGCAUCCUGCUGACGGGCACGCCGCUGCAGAACAACCUGGUGGAGCUCAUGUCCAUCCUCAUCUUUGUCAUGCCGCAGCUCUUUGACAGCAAGAAGGAGGAACUAAAGAAAGUGUUUGCCAUGUUCCCGAGGGGUGACAGCAGUGGCAGCAAAGGGCGAUUUGAGCGAGAAAGAAUCGAACAGGCCAAGAGGAUAAUGAAACCUUUCUUCCUGAGGCGACUCAAGUGUGAUGUUCUAAAGGACCUGCCGCUAAAGGAGGAUGAAGUCAUCUACGCACCCAUGUCAAAGCGCCAAAAGGAGAUUUAUGAGGAGACUGUGUCUGUUCUCAGUAAGAAGGCUCGACAGCACCAAAUUGAAUUUGAAAAGAUGGACAUAAAGAAGCUGAGUGAAGUGGAGGAGCUUGAAGUGACGAGCGGCUCUGUGAAGGGAAAGGAGAAGGAUACAGACUCCAGCUCCAACGUGGUGAUGGUGCUCAGGAAGAUUGCAAACCAUCCACUACUUGUCAGGAGACACUAUACAGACACCAAGCUGAGGGAGAUGGGCAAGAUCCUCAAGAAGACGACCCACCGCGACUCAGUAUUGGACAUCAUUGUGGAGGACUUCUCAGUCAUGUCAGACUUUGAGAUCCACAACUUCUGUUGCCAAUACAAUCACAUCCGUCAAUACCGGCUCGGCGAUGAACUCAUUCUCAGCUCAGGCAAGAUGGAGCAGCUGGACAUGCUGCUCCCUAAACUAAAGGAAGAAGGUGCCCGAGUAUUAAUCUUCUCCCAGUUUGUCAUUGUCUUGAAUAUCCUGGAAAAAUACACCAAGUUGAGGGGACACAAGUACCUGAGGUUUGAUGGGACAACACAAGUGUCUGAAAGGCAGGAACUCAUUGACCAGUUCACGGAAGAAGAGGACAUCUUCAUCUUCCUCCUCUCAACCAAGGCUGGGGGGCUUGGGAUCAACCUGACAGCUGCCAACACAGUGAUCCUCCACGACAUAGACUUCAACCCUUACAAUGACAAACAGGCAGAGGACCGCUGCCAUCGUGUGGGACAGACAAGGCCCGUGAAGAUUGUCCGCCUCAUCGGCAAGGGCACGAUCGAGGAAGGCAUGCUGCAGAUUGCUCAGGAGAAGUUGCAGCUGGAGCGGGAAGUCACAGGUUUGGAAGAAGGGCAGCAGAAGAGGGAUGUUGGAAUGUUGCUGAAGGCAGCACUGGGUCUCGUGAAACCUGAGGGACAGAGUUCAUCUUCCACCUCUCAGAGUAAUCAUUCCCAGAGUGAUGACUCCAAACCUGACAACACUCAGUGUGAAGACUCCCAGGGUAGUGAGGGUCAGGGUGAUGAUGACCCCCACAGUGAAGACUUGUAGUAAUCUGCAUCUUUAGGCCAGGCAUGUAGAUGUCCCGUGAUCCUUGGUCCAUUUCCACGUCUGUGUGUGUCUGUGGCAUAGGCUUCAGUGUGCAUCCAUUGUGCAUGUUGUGAAGCUCAACUUUAUGAUCUUCAGAGGCAGGCAACAGAACACCAGGUCCUUGCUCUAUCCAUCCCCCAGCCACAGCUAGGACCUGAUUUUCAAGUUUCACAUGGAUACAUGAAUUUCUGGGUAAUCAUUCCAGGCCCACAACUAAGACUAAAGUUAACUUCCAGUAAGGUAAAUUUUGCUCUUACGAGGGUGCCCAUAUCUUAUUUCCUACCAUACACACCACUCUUUGUUGUCAUACAAUUUUUAUGCUAAUCUUGAAACCUCUUGGAAAGCCAUAGGAAACAGAGUUGAGAUAUAUAGUGUGAAAACAGCAAUGAAAUUUGAAAACCCACAUGGCCAUGCACAGUAAUGCAACCAGACUUGUGGCUCACCACGGUUUAAAUAAAAAUGGAGUGUCUACGCUCUCUUUUACAGGGGAGCUUUGCCCCCCUUGACCCUCCUUAGGGUAAAAGACAGAUAAAUGUAUUGUUAACCUACUGGGGACUCUGCUCCCCUCGACCCCAUUGUGUUUGCACAUUUCAUUGCUCUGGGCUACUUUGCCGCCCGUGGCCACGUGUUUGCAUUCAUAUUUCGUUGCUAUUUUCACACUUGUUUUGAUCCAUGUGCUGUUUCCUAAAUAUUCCAAGAUGUUUGAAAGCUACUACAAGAUGUAUUACAGCAUAAGUGUAGUUCAUAAGGUAGGAAAUGAGAUAUGGAAAUGUUGAUAAAACUAAUCUUGACCCCCAAGGUAACCUUUUAAACUUGAAAAAUAGAACAUAAAAUCCCUGGGUGGUGUGACUCUGUCAUGUGCACCAGAUGCUGCAGGGCAAGUUUAGCUGGGGCUCAUCUGGGGCUGGGCAAGGAGGGGGGAGUGCUUUACGUGGAGAUUCCUUUUGCCUCAGGCAUUUUUUAUUUAUUCCUUGUUCUUUGAUACUGUAUGGAUCGUUGUUUUAGCUGUACCAUACUCAGCACUUGGAUCUUUUACACUUUUUCUUGCUUGGAGAUGAUUUCUUUCUUAAUUUUCAAGAUAAUCAACUUCCUCGCAAUUUUCUGCUCCUGACAAAUUCUUUUGCACAAUAAUUGCUAUUCAAAAUAUUUUCACUGCUAAAGGCAAAAAUAUGCAGACACGUAACCGUCGCCGAACAUAAAAACUUUAGAAAACAUGAUGGCGACAUGUCACAGGCUUAAGGCGUCCUUUGGCCAAUGUUCCUCUGUGUUCAUUGUAGCUUCUUAAUUUUAUCAGUAAUGUCCUUUUUAUAGCAUAAUUAAUAGUAACAUUCAUUUAUUACAGCACACCCCAGGGAAUUUCACAUUUUGUCAAUGGCAUGCUGCGCAAUACACCAUCAAAAGGGCCCAGGGAGAGGAAGGGUUCCUGGGUGGGGGAGGGGAGGGGAUGGGGUGUGUAGUAGUAGUAUAGUUACUGCACUCAAGUCUGAGGUGUGCAUUAACGUGCUCUGGCAAAUUGCUGUCACAUGACCUGUCAGAUUUUGUGGAUAGUAUGUGAUGGCCUACCCAUAGGAAAUAGGUGUCAAUAUCAGUGGUAUGCAGGGACCAGUGACAAAUAGUCAGUUAUGGUUGAUUUUGAUGAUUUUGAAUUUCCAAUAUUUAAUAAUAAUAUUGCAGACAGCUGUUUUGUUAGUUUCACUGAUUAUAUAUUUAUCAAUAGCCUAGGAACUGCCCUCAGUGGAGUAAAAUACAACAAAACAGUGGUCUGCAACAUAAGGAUUUGAAACUACAUAUCGACUAUAAUUGUCAGUAGUCAUCAUUGUUCCUGCAUAUUACUACCUAAACUGGCACCUGUUUCAUAUGCCUCGGCCAUCAUAUAUUAUCCAUGAAAUCAGACAUGCUGUGUGACAACAGGUUGCCAGAGCAUGAUUAUGCUCACUUCAUACAUGGGUGCCACAACUUUAGUAUCAAAUGAUCUGUUGGUGUGUAUAGGGAGGGAGAAGCCACCCAGAUACACUGAACAAGGCCCCAUGGGGUAGUGGGAGAAGGGAUGGUGGGGGGGAAGCUCUCUUUGGCCUUAAGGGAGGAGAAAAUAUGCUCUGACACAACCUGAUAUAACAGUUCCUGAUAUAACAGUUCACACUCUACAUUCCAUUCACACCAAGAGAACUUGCCGCCAGUUGUUGACAACUGGUGGACGAUGGCUAGGUACAGGACUCGCACGCUGAACGAGGUUGGCUGACAAUCGUCAGAUAUAGGGGAUAAAGAGUUAAAGGAAAGAGAAGUGUUGCCAUCACUGCCACAGCCCUAGCAGUGGCAGAAGCAGUGGAUGUUUCUCCACCUUUUCCCAUGAGCUCAAUUUCUUGUGACACAGAUGCUGAUGCUUUCUUGGACAUGGAUCACGGAUCACAGACUAACAUGCCAAAACUUAGGUACCAAAAGAAUUGGCUGGGUCAUCACAUUCACCUGGAACGUUGCCUUACCAACACAGGAAUGGGUACAUGACUAGCUGUCCUAAAAGUGUUGACAAUUUGAAAAUUAUGUCUAAUUAAACUAAGGAGCUUUAAUUUUCUUCUGUUAAUUGUAUUACUUUAAAAUAACAAUCUGUAAAAACACGCAUACACAUACACAUUGGUACUUUUUUCAUUCUUUACAUAUUUGGAAACAAUUAAAAUUAAUAUUGAACAACAUUUUGCAAAGGACACACAUUUCCCGCCAUAAUGGCCAAACUAAAUUUUGAAGGUGGCUGCCAUCACUCAUGGCCAUUACCCAGAAGGGGGUCCCUGCUUCCUGAUAACAUCUGAUGAAAACAGUAAAAAAUGGCACCCAUGUUCAAGCUCUGGCCAAUAUGGCGGCAAUACAUAUUCUUUGGAAUCACUGAUUUCGUUCUUAUCAUUCUCUUGCCAUCAUUCAGCUGGCUUUUAUCAGAUUAUUCCCAAAAUUUGAUCAUCUUGAGGAUGUUUUUACAUGUAUCUGGUGAGUUGUCAGUCCACUUUUUAGAUAUCUUCGUCACGAACAGACAGACAAAGAAGAAAGCAUUAUUUCCCUUUUUGCUCCUCAAAGGCGGUUGAUAACAAGAAAGUUUUCAAGAACCUUUUGUUUCAACCUGACACAAGCAUUAGUUUUGAAGAGCAUGAUGAUCCAGACUUUCCUUUAUUUAUUAAAUGUCUCCAUAUUUCUAUCACUGUUAUUUUAUUUUUUUGGUUAUUUUUUCAACUUUAUGUAUUACUUUUCAUAUACGUAAUAUAAUUUUAUAAUAAAAUGGAACGUCUC